GCUGCGGUAGGGGGUCUGCAUCUCCCUGUCCCCCUGGGAGCCCACCGUCCCUGUGCCAGGGGACACACUCCCAUGCAUGGCUCCUGGCACUGAGAUUCGCCCAGGGAGCCCCGCUGGCACAGCUGCCCCCUCGCCUCAGUAGCACUGGGAAGUUGGGGGACAGGAGCUGACGCACGGGCAGGGACAGGGGGUGACACCCGGCAUCACCUCCUGCUCCGUGGCGGGGUGGCCAUGAGCAGUCCCCCAGCCUUCUCCAGCGUCCGUAUAUCAGGCUGCUGGGCCCUCGGGCCGGAUGGGAGCAACAGCAGUGCCGAAUCCUUAGACCGGCUGUACCCUGCAGUGGGCUCCACCAAGCCACCCCGAAAACGGACCACUAGCCAGUGCAAGUCCGAGCCACCUCUGCUGCGGACCAGCAAGAGGACCAUCUACACAGCUGGCCGGCCACCAUGGUACAACGAGCAUGGGACGCAGUCCAAAGAGGCCUUCGUGAUAGGCCUGGGAGGAGGCAGCGCUUCUGGGAAGACCACAGUGGCCACCAUGAUCAUUGAGGCUCUUGAUGUCCCUUGGGUGGUUCUGCUGUCCAUGGACUCCUUCUACAAGGUGUUGACCAAGCAGCAGCAGGAGCAGGCAGCCAGCAAUGACUUCAACUUUGACCACCCCGAUGCCUUCGACUUUGACCUCAUCAUUGCCACCUUGAAGAAGCUGAAGCAAGGCAAGAGCGUGAAGAUCCCCAUCUAUGACUUUACCACCCACAGCCGGAAGAAGGAAUGGAAAACCCUGUAUGGCGCCAACGUGAUUAUCUUUGAAGGCAUCAUGGCAUUCGCAGACAAGGAGCUCCUGAAGCUCCUUGAUCUGAAGAUAUUUGUGGACACAGACUCGGACAUCCGCUUGGUGCGUCGCCUGCGCAGGGACAUCAGUGAGCGUGGUCGUGACAUUGAGGGUGUCAUCAAGCAGUAUAACAAGUUCGUCAAGCCCGCCUUCGACCAGUACAUCCAGCCCACCAUGCGACUGGCCGACAUCGUCGUCCCCCGAGGGAGCGGAAACACAGUGGCUAUUGACCUGAUUGUUCAGCACGUCCACAGCCAGCUGGAAGAGAGGAAGCUGCGCUGGGAUAUGGCCGCCCUGGCCUCUGCGCACCAGUGCCACCCCCUUCCUCAGACCCUCAGUGUGCUGAAGAGCACCCCUCAGGUGAGGGGCAUGCACACCAUCAUCAGAAACAAGGAGACCAGUAGGGAUGAGUUCAUUUUCUACUCCAAGAGGCUGAUGCGGUUGCUGAUUGAGCACGCGCUCUCCUUGCUCCCGUUCCAGAGUUGCACAGUGCAGACCCCUCAGGGACAGGACUACGAAGGGAGGACAUACAGCGGGAAGCAAAUCACCGGGGUGUCCAUCCUGCGAGCGGGGGAGACCAUGGAGCCAGCGCUGCGAGCAGUGUGCAAGGACGUCCGCAUCGGGACCAUCCUCAUCCAGACCAACUGCAACACAGGCGAGCCAGAGCUCCACUACCUGCGGCUGCCGAAGGACAUCAGCGAAGACCACGUCAUCCUGAUGGACUGCACGGUCUCCACAGGCGCGGCAGCCAUGAUGGCAGUGAGGGUGCUGCUGGAUCAUGAUGUCCCAGAAGACAAGAUCUUCCUCCUGUCCUUGCUUAUGGCGGAGAUGGGUGUCCACUCUGUCGCCUAUGCUUUCCCGCGGGUGAAGAUCAUCACCACAGCUGUGGACAAGAAGGUGAAUGACCUUUUCCGGAUAAUCCCUGGCAUCGGGACACAGUGCCUUUCUCUUGGGUCCUGCUGCUGCAUGGUUGCUGGGAUCAACACACACGCUCUGAGAGCUGUCGGGCAGCCAUAGCCUUGUUGGCAGAGGGAGCCAUGCCACAUGCCGUGAGCCUCCUCCAGCCCCACCUGGACAAGCUGAGCUGGGACAUCUGGAGCAGACCUGUGCUCACCUCAUUCCCUAAGCUGCCACCUUAAACAAGCUCAUCCCAAACAAGCUCACUAUGUUCUUCUGUCUUCACCUCUGCUGUGCCAGGAGACACCCCUGCCACAGGGUGCUAAAACAGCCUCCAGGCUGCUCCAGAUCUGCUGCUACAUGAGUUUUAGUGCUGUUCAAUCUGUCGGAUAAACCUGCUUUGGUUUCCGUGCCUGCUGGGGCCAGGGCAGGCUGGAGAACGGUCCCAGGGCUCCCUGCAGAGCUGUGACUGCUUCUCUCUCUUUCUCC
This is a messenger RNA of Falco peregrinus (peregrine falcon), 2214 nucleotides long. RefSeq names its product uridine-cytidine kinase 1 like 1 (gene UCKL1). NCBI's taxonomy places the organism in Eukaryota, Metazoa, Chordata, Aves, Falconiformes, Falconidae. Gene Ontology annotation, cellular component: cytoplasm. The record is from RefSeq and is a predicted model, not a curated record. The transcript has 15 exons. Gene Ontology annotation, molecular function: kinase activity; ATP binding. Bases 232 to 1845 code for a protein of 537 amino acids.